AUGGACGACAAAGUGCAUCUGAUAAGUAAUGGUUUGGUAGCCGUACUUGCUGGACUAACAUUUGGAACAUUUCUGGACCGUUCUCAAAUUAGACUCAUAGGUGUUUCAGUUGAGACUGUCUUCCUUUUUGGCAUAAUCGGCAUUGGUUUCGGAAUACCUAUAUCGUACUUACAAAAACAUAUUAAACCAUACUACGUCAUUGUUAUUGGAUGUCUUGGCGGUACUAUUACCUUACUUCUGUUGUGGACAGCAACGGAAACUAACGAAUGGUACAAUUUUAGAACUUCACCAACAGUGGAACAGCCUGUACGUGUAGUUGGAGAAGCAAGAAGAUUUACGCUUCCCGCCUACGAGUACCCGGGAAGUGAUACAGAAUCGAUCGCCGAAUCAGAAGUGGGUUUUACGGAACCCAUGCUACGUACCCCGCUUCUACCAGCAACAAGUCGUUUCAAGAGAGUUUUCGCCGACCUACGUGCUGCAAUACCACAUCUUGUUACCUUCGCAGUUGCAACAGCAGUAAACAUGCCAGUUUCCCGUACACCGGCACCUGCUGAUGACUUCUCGUACAGUACUGCAGGGAUUGUGCACGGUGCAUUCUGGACAAUGAUGCCACAAAUGCUCUUCGAACUGCACGGGUAUAAAAGAAUCACAUUACUUUGGUCGCUCUCCAUCUUAUCCUUCGCUUUAAUCGCUUGUUUCCGAGACUUCGGAUUGCUAAUUUUUAUGACCGAACACUCAUCCUUCCCGAUCUGCUCACCCGAAAACUGCUCAAAAAUGAUGUCCGGAUUCCAACUCGCAACAAACUUGUGCGCUUUCGCCGCUACCCUCUGGCUACACUCGAGAACGCGCAGCACCUAAUC
Enterobius vermicularis (human pinworm) is the source of this 860-nucleotide messenger RNA. The record is from the annotation of a GenBank genome assembly. NCBI's taxonomy places the organism in Eukaryota, Metazoa, Nematoda, Chromadorea, Rhabditida, Oxyuridae.